UGUCCAGCCCCUGAUGUGUGUCCAUUGGUGUGAGCUUCCCCUUCCCUCCUCCCCUUCUCUCCUGCUCGCCCUGCCCAUGUUUUGUGUGUCUCUGUCCAUCCAGACUCCUGACGUUCAAGUUCGCAGGGACGUCACGUCCGCACUUGAACUUGCAGCUCAGGGGGGCUUUUGCCAUUUUUUUCAUCUCUCUCUCUCUCUCUCUCUCUCCCUCUCUCUCUCUCUCUCCCUCUAUCUCUCUUCUCUCUCUCUCUCUCUUUUUUUUUUUUUUGCUUAAAAAAAAAAGCCAUGACGGCUCUCCCACAAUUCAUCUUCCCUGCGCCAUCUUUGUAUUAUUUCUAAUUUAUUUUGGAUGUCAAAAGGCACUGAUGAAGAUAUUUUCUCUGGAGUCUCCUUCUUUCUAACCCGGCUCUCCCGAUGUGAACCGAGCCGUCGUCCGCCCGCCGCCGCCGCCGCCGCCGCCGCCGCCCGCCCGCCCCGCAGCCCACCAUGUCUCGCCGCAAGCAAGGCAAACCCCAGCACUUAAGCAAACGGGAAUUCUCGCCCGAACCUCUUGAAGCCAUUCUUACAGAUGAUGAACCAGACCACGGCCCGUUGGGAGCUCCGGAAGGGGACCAUGACCUCCUCACCUGUGGGCAGUGCCAGAUGAACUUCCCAUUGGGGGACAUUCUUAUUUUUAUCGAGCACAAACGGAAACAAUGCAAUGGCAGCCUCUGCUUAGAAAAAGCUGUGGAUAAGCCACCUUCCCCUUCACCAAUCGAGAUGAAAAAAGCAUCCAAUCCUGUGGAGGUUGGCAUCCAGGUCACGCCAGAGGAUGACGAUUGUUUAUCAACGUCAUCUAGAGGAAUUUGCCCCAAACAGGAACACAUAGCAGAUAAACUUCUGCACUGGAGGGGCCUGUCCUCCCCUCGUUCUGCACAUGGAGCUCUAAUCCCCACGCCUGGGAUGAGUGCAGAAUAUGCCCCGCAGGGUAUUUGUAAAGAUGAGCCCAGCAGCUACACAUGUACAACUUGCAAACAGCCAUUCACCAGUGCAUGGUUUCUCUUGCAACACGCACAGAACACUCAUGGAUUAAGAAUCUACUUAGAAAGCGAACACGGAAGUCCCCUGACCCCGCGGGUUGGUAUCCCUUCAGGACUAGGUGCAGAAUGUCCUUCCCAGCCACCUCUCCAUGGGAUUCAUAUUGCAGACAAUAACCCCUUUAACCUGCUAAGAAUACCAGGAUCAGUAUCCAGAGAGGCUUCCGGCCUGGCCGAAGGGCGCUUUCCACCCACUCCCCCCCUGUUUAGUCCACCACCGAGACAUCACUUGGACCCCCACCGCAUAGAGCGCCUGGGGGCGGAAGAGAUGGCCCUGGCCACCCAUCACCCGAGUGCCUUUGACAGGGUGCUGCGGUUGAAUCCAAUGGCUAUGGAGCCUCCCGCCAUGGAUUUCUCUAGGAGACUUAGAGAGCUGGCAGGGAACACGUCUAGCCCACCGCUGUCCCCAGGCCGGCCCAGCCCUAUGCAAAGGUUACUGCAACCAUUCCAGCCAGGUAGCAAGCCGCCCUUCCUGGCGACGCCCCCCCUCCCUCCUCUGCAAUCCGCCCCUCCUCCCUCCCAGCCCCCGGUCAAGUCCAAGUCAUGCGAGUUCUGCGGCAAGACGUUCAAAUUUCAGAGCAACCUGGUGGUGCACCGGCGCAGCCACACGGGCGAGAAGCCCUACAAAUGCAACCUGUGCGACCAUGCCUGCACACAGGCCAGCAAGCUGAAGCGCCACAUGAAGACGCACAUGCACAAGUCAUCCCCAAUGACGGUCAAGUCUGACGACGGCCUCUCUACCGCCAGCUCCCCGGAACCCGGCACCAGCGACCUGGUGGGCAGCGCCAGCAGCGCGCUCAAGUCCGUGGUGGCCAAGUUCAAGAGCGAGAAUGACCCCAACCUGAUCCCAGAGAAUGGGGACGAGGAGGAAGAGGAGGACGAUGAGGAAGAAGAGGAAGAGGAGGAAGAGGAGGAGGAGGAGCUGACGGAGAGCGAGAGGGUGGACUACGGCUUCGGGCUGAGCCUGGAGGCGGCGCGCCACCACGAGAACAGCUCGCGGGGCGCGGUGGUGGGAGUGGGCGACGAGGGCCGCGCCCUGCCAGAUGUCAUGCAGGGCAUGGUGCUCAGCUCCAUGCAGCACUUCAGCGAGGCCUUCCACCAGGUCCUGGGCGAGAAGCAUAAGCGCGGCCACCUGGCCGAGGCUGAGGGCCACAGGGACACUUGCGAUGAAGACUCGGUGGCCGGCGAGUCGGACCGCAUAGACGAUGGCACUGUUAACGGCCGUGGCUGCUCCCCGGGCGAGUCGGCCUCGGGGGGCCUGUCCAAAAAGCUGCUGCUGGGCAGCCCCAGCUCGCUGAGCCCCUUCUCCAAGCGCAUCAAGCUCGAGAAGGAGUUCGACCUGCCCCCCGCCGCGAUGCCCAACACAGAGAACGUGUACUCGCAGUGGCUAGCCGGCUACGCGGCCUCCAGGCAGCUCAAAGAUCCCUUCCUUAGCUUCGGAGACUCCAGACAAUCGCCUUUUGCCUCCUCAUCGGAGCACUCCUCGGAGAACGGGAGCUUGCGCUUCUCCACGCCCCCCGGGGAGCUGGACGGAGGGAUCUCGGGGCGCAGCGGCACGGGAAGUGGAGGGAGCACGCCCCAUAUUAGUGGUCCGGGCCCGGGCAGGCCCAGCUCAAAAGAGGGCAGACGCAGCGACACUUGUGAGUACUGUGGGAAAGUCUUCAAGAACUGUAGCAAUCUCACUGUCCACAGGAGAAGCCACACGGGCGAAAGGCCUUAUAAAUGCGAGCUGUGCAACUAUGCCUGUGCCCAGAGUAGCAAGCUCACCAGGCACAUGAAAACGCAUGGCCAGGUGGGGAAGGACGUUUACAAAUGUGAAAUUUGUAAGAUGCCUUUUAGCGUGUACAGUACCCUGGAGAAACACAUGAAAAAAUGGCACAGUGAUCGAGUGUUGAAUAAUGAUAUAAAAACUGAAUAGAGGUAUAUUAAUACUCCUCCCUCACUCCCACCCGACACCUCCUUUUUUCACCAUCCCCCCCUACCCCAUAGUCCUCCAGCCCCAGUCCCUGUAGGAUUUUUUCUAGUCCCAUGUGAUUUAAACAAACAAACAAAUAAUAAACAAAAGUAACGGAAGCUAAGAAUAUGAGAGUGCUUGUCACCAGCACACCUGUUUUUUUUUCUUUUCCUUUUUCUUUUUCUUUUUUUUUUUUUUCUUUAUGUUCUCACCGUUUGAAUGCAUGAUCUGUAUGGGGCAAUACUAUUGCAUUUUACGCAAACUUUGAGCCUUUCUCUUGUGCAAUAAUUUACAUGUUGUGUAUGUUUUUUUUUUAAACUUAGACAGCAUGUAUGGUAUGUUAUGGCUAUUUUAAAUUGUCCCUAAUUCGUUGCUGAGCAAACAUGUUGCUGUUUCCAGUUCCGUUCUGAGAAAGAGAGAGAGAGAGAGAGAGAGAGAGAGAGAGAGAGAAAGACCAUGCUGCAUACAUUCUGUAAUACAUAUCAUGUACAGUUUUAUUUUAUAACGUGAGAAGGAAAAAAAGUCUUUUGGAUUAACCCUCUAUAGACAGAAUAGAUGGCACUGAAAAAAAAAAACCUAUCAGCUAAAUGUCUGUCUCUAAAGGGUUAAAUGAAUCAAUUGGAGAGGAAAGAGAAAGAAAGGCCUUGAAUUGACAAAUUAACAGAAAACAGAACAAGUUUAUUCUAUCAUUUGGUUUUAAAAUAUGAGUGCCUUGGAUCUAUUAAAACCACAUUGAUGGUUCUUUUUACUUGUUAUAAACUUGUAGCUUAAUUCAGUGUUGGGUGAGGUAAUGAACCCUAGGACCUAGCAUAUUUCUCACAACAAUGGCUACCUAAAAAUAUAACCCAUUAUGUCCUAGUUAAUCAUCAUUUUCCCUUUAGUUUAACUUUUGUGAACAAAAACUGAUUAUACCAGUAUAAAAGCUACUUUGCUCCUGGUGAGAGCUUAAAAGAAAUGGGCUGCUUUGCCCAAAGUUUUAUUUUUUUUAAACAAUGAUUAAAUUGAAUGUGUAACAUGCAAAAGCCCCGGAACGUGAUUAAAUACAUUAGUAAGGAGUUCAUUUUGUGAAGAUACUUGUUUGAAAUAAUAUCUUUUAAAAAUUCUGGCACUAAAAGAAAUAGAUCCAGAUCCACUUGGUUGUCAAAUGGACAAUCACAUGAUAAACUUAAAACCUAGUAUACUAUGUUAAAAAAAGAAGAGGCUGACAAUGAGGUUUGACAGAGGGGAACAGAGGAAAAAAAAGAAGUGAUUUAUUAGCACAACAUGGUACUAUUUGCCAUUUUAAACUAGAACAGGUAUAUAAGCUAAUAUUGAUACAAUGAUGAUUAACUAUGAAUUCUUAAAGACUUGCGUUAAAAUGUGACAUUCUUAAAAAAAAAAGAAGAGAAAGAAUUUUAAGAGUAGCAGUAUAUAUGUCUGUGCUCCCUAAAAGUUGUACUUCAUUUCUUUUCCAUACACUGUGUGCUAUUUGUGUUAACAUGGAAGAGGAUUCAUUGUUUUUAUUUUUUUAUUUUUUUAAGUUUUUCUUUUUUAUUAAGCUAGCAUCUGCCCCAGUUGGUGUUCAAAUAGCACUUGACUCUGCCUGUGAUACCUGUAUCUUUUCUCUAAUCAGAGAUACAGAGGUUGAGUAUAAAAUAAAUCUGCUCAGAUAGGACAAUUAAGUGCACUGUACAAUUUUCCCAGUUUACAGGUCUAUACUUAAGGGAAAAGUUGCAAGAAUGCUGAAAAAAAAAUUGAACACAAUCUCAUUGAUGAGCAUUUAAAAAAAAAGAAAAAAAACUAAAAAACUUUGCCAGCCAUUUACUUGACUAAUGAGCUUACUUACUUGGACGCAACAUUGCGAGCGCUGUGAAUGGAAACAGAAUACACUUAACAUAGAAAUGAAUGAUUGCUUUCGCUUCUACAGUGCAAGGAUUUUUUUGUACAAAACUUUUUUAAAUAUAAAUGUUAAGAAAAAAAUUUUUUAAAAAAACACUUCAUUAUGUUUAGGGGGGAACUGCAUUUUAGGGUUCCAUUGUCUUGGUGGUGUUACAAGACUUGUUAUCCAUUUAAAAAUGGUAGUGGAAAUUCUAUGCCUUGGAUUACACACCGCUCUUCAGGUUGUAAAAAAAAAAACAUACAUUGGGGAAAGGUUUAAGAUUAUAUAGUACUUAAAUAUAGGAAAAUGCACACUCAUGUUGAUUCCUAUGCUAAAACACAUUUAUGGUCUUUUUUCUGUAUUUCUAGAAUGGUAUUUGAAUUAAAUGUUCAUCUAGUGUUAGGCACUAUAGUAUUUAUAUUGAAGCUUGUAUUUUUAACUGUUGCUUGUUCUCUUAAAAGGUAUCAAUGUACCUUUUUUGGUAGUGGAAAAAAAAAGACAGGCUGCCACAGUAUAUUUUUUUAAUUUGGCAGGAUAAUAUAGUACAAAUUAUUUGUAUGCUUCAAAAAAAAAAAGAGAAACAAAAAAGUGUGACAUUGUACAGAUGAGAAGCCAUAUAAUGGCGGUUUGGGGGAGCCUGCUAGAAUGUCACACAGAUGGCUGUCAUAGGGGUUGUACAUAUCCUUUUUGUUCCUUUUUCCUGCUGCCAUACUGUAUGCAGUACUGCAAGCUAAUAACGUUGGUUUGUUAUGUAGUGUGCUUUUUGUCCCUUUCCUUCUAUCACCCUACAUUCCAGCAUCUUACCUUCAUAUGCAGUAAAAGAAAGAAAGAAAAAAAAAAAAGGAAAAAAAAAAACCAAUGUUUUGCAGUUUUUUUCAUUGCCAAAAACUAAAUGGUGCUUUAUAUUUAGAUUGGAAAGAAUUUCAUAUGCAAAGCAUAUUAAAGAGAAAGCCCGCUUUAGUCAAUACUUUUUUGUAAAUGGCAAUGCAGAAUAUUUUGUUAUUGGCCUUUUCUAUUCCUGUAAUGAAAGCUGUUUGUCGUAACUUGAAAUUUUAUCUUUUACUAUGGGAGUCACUAUUUAUUAUUGCUUAUGUGCCCUGUUCAAAACAGAGGCACUUAAUUUGAUCUUUUAUUUUUCUUUGUUUUUAUUUUUUUUAUUUGGAUGACCAAAGGUCAUUACAACCUGGCUUUUUAUUGUAUUUGUUUCUGGUCUUUGUUAAGUUCUAUUGGAAAAACCACUGUCUGUGUUUUUUUGGCAGUUGUCUGCAUUAACCUGUUCAUACACCCAUUUUGUCCCUUUAUUGAAAAAAAAUAAAAAAAAAAUUAAAGUACACAAUGUAAGCUUCUUGUGUCCUCAUUUGACACACUCUGUAAAUUACUUCAAGAAAAUAACAGGUUUUAAGAGAAGGCCAGUCAGUCUUUUUCAAGAUUAUUUCUCUGGGCAUUUUGAUGCGUGUCUUAUACCCUAAAGGAACUUACUUACUAUAUUAAAAUAGACAUCUCAAACCAUGGAUAUAGUUAUUAGGCUUUACAAUUUUAGAAUAAUUUUCAAGAAACUGAAGGUGUUUUCAGUCUGAUGUUAAAAACUUUUGUUCCAUCUCUUAGCAGAAAUCCAUUCAGCUUAUUAAGUGAAAAACUUGCUGGUAAUAGCAUCUUCAACUUUUAUUUCCUUUGGAUUUUUUGCUGUUCUUGUUGUCUAAAAGUUCUUUUCUAUUCUCCCAUCAUUGUCCUAUCUUAGAAUGUGAUGUAAAAAAGGUUUUUUAAAAAGAAAUCAGCUCUUUAGUUUCUACCUAAUAGUCAUUCCUCAUAACAAGAACGACCCCAGCCCUCAGACCUAAAAAUCCAGAGACAAAGGCAUCAACUAAACAAACAAGCAAACAAACCAAAAAAGGAGGGAGGAGAAAAAUGAGCAGAAAGUAGCGACCAGGGGUAGCCAGACAGAGCCAACAUUCUGGAAUCAGACCCUGCUUUCUAGAGAUGAGGGUGGCUUGCUUUGUGGUUCUGAGACCCCACAGACCUUACGUGCGACAGAUCGUUUCCAUGUUUUCCUAGGGUCUACCUGGCUGGCAGCAAGUGAGAGUGGGAAUACCCUUCAGUUAUCUUUCGACCAACCAACAGAUUUAUGCAAUGCCUUUGAAAAGCAAGUUAGGCCUAUUUUUUAAAAUCUCUUCUUACCAAUCUGUGUUGUCGGUUUUACAAAUACUGCAUGUCGCAGCAUCAAUUUGCUUUAUUACAACACAUGCCUCUGUGAUACUGUGUCCCUGUUCCCAGUGUAGAUGAAUGGAUCCGACAUUGUUCUUAUUUUUGUAAAAACCAAAACAAAAGCUGUUCUGUCGUCUUCUUGUGGUAGCAUUUUUUUUUUCUGUUGCUCAGUUCUUUGCCCUAGUACCAGUUGAGGUGGUCUUUUCAUGUAAUGCCUUUCAUCUAAGGCAAGAAGAGUUUUAUCUUUUUAAAGUAUAGAGAAACUAGGUUUUUUGUUUUUUUUAAAGCCAGUUUGGGUGUGAAUCAGAGUCCACUAAGAGGAUUUUGGAGAACAUUGCACAGGAGCUAAGAUGGGAUGGGGGCAGAGUACCUUGGAGAACUUGGUGUUUGUCAGUGAACUGAAAAAAGAUGUGUGUGUUUUAGAUUAGGUUACUCCAAAAUGGAAUCCAAAAUGCUGUUUGAGACAGAUAGAAAUAUUCCCUGGUGCCAUGCCGGUUUUAGACAUGCUGACUUCUGUUCCACCAUAUUAAAUGGCCAUAAAACUUCCGUGUGUCCCUAUUGCUCUUUUAUUAGGAGCUCUGGAGUGCAGCUGUGUAGGUUUUAUAUACAAUAUUCAUUUUAAUUUCUCAGUAUAUGAUGCUCUUAGUGUAAUUAGGUUUUGCAUCUGACAGACAGAAUUAAUGGUGGAUACGGUAUACGUGUAUGUUCAGAUUUCUUAAAUCAAAUGGGGAACGGGGAGGGGUGCAAACAUCUGAUGAUAAAUCACAGAUUAUGCUUGAUUUACAUGGUCCCAAAGUUAAAUAAAUUUAUUGGGAGACAGGUUCUUCAGGUUACUUCUCAUGACUUACUGAAGCCUUCUGAUAAAAUAUUAUUUCUGAAGCUUACUGAACAAUAGGAGCAUGAAAACUUAAGUCAAAAAAAUAAAACUUGUAAGUGGCAUUUUGCAUCUGGAGUCCUAAAAUUUAAAAAUCAUAGUAUAAAAUAAUAUUUUAAAAAGUCCCACAGUAAGAUGAAUUCCUAAUAUAUUUUUAAAAUGAAGAAAUACUAAGAACGGUAAUAUCUCCCCUAAAUUCUCAGUUAAUUUUUUGUAACUAUUGAUGCGCUUGCUGAUGAAAUGUUCCCUAUGUACUCAAAAUCCUGAUGCUUAAGAUGUUUCUUUUUAUCUUCAUUUUGAGAGCAACUUAACAAAUAGGAAUACAGCAAAUACUCUUUCACAGAUUUGAACCCCAAAGCUCUUCCAGGGCAUAUACUACCUCCUUUCUGAGCCUGUUUGCUAUCCUCUCGUUAUUCAGGACCUGCAAAAGGACUGAAACCAACAUGUCUUAAAGGUUGCUAAGAGGUGGGGUGAACGUGGGUCUUCAUGUGUACCAGCUGUGGCAGGAAGUGUGAAGUGGUUUGAGUUUUUCCCAGAGCAUUCUGUGGCUAGAACUGUUUAUUUAAAUACCAUUUUUUUGUGUAUGCAAUAAGUCCAUAUUGUAUAUAACCAUAGUACUUGAAGUGAGAAUUCAAAAGGAAGUGGCAGAGAGAGGGGUUGAUUUAGAUAUGAUUUCAAUUGGAGAAAUAAGAAAAAGAGGUUGGUUAUUCAUAGACGCUAAAAGUUUUCAGGAAGGUACUAAGAUUAUUUGGGACCAUUCCAAAAAGGGGUUGAGAAGCCUUACUAAUGCUAUCCUGCUUCUAGCACUUUACUCAGAGAGUGAGUAAGGGAGGAAAUACAGUGUUUUCUGCUUUUAAACCCCCCACCCAUCCCGAACACACACACACAAACAUGAUUGUUGGUGACUCUAGGAACUUUGCAUUUGCAUUCUCUACUGUGAAUCUGUCACUCCUUUGUCUCUGGGCUUAGGGUGUUCAAGAAUGCAUCCAUCUCAUUUUUUUUUUAAACAACUUCCCUUAAAGAGAUUGUGGGAAUUUUGCCCAUAUGAGGAUGGGAUGGGCCAUGUUCUUUCAACCUUGUUGGAAAAUUGUUUUUGAAAAGAAGGUUAACUUUUAAAAGGCAUGAGCCACUUAGCAAAUUUUCCUUGGUGUCUCCUGCAGUCCGUCAGUCUUUCCAAUGGAAAAUAAACGAACGCAUUUUUAGAGAAAUGGACAUUACAUAGACAGAGUUGGGGUUGAGUACGUUUGCUCCAGGGCUCCUGGAGCUCACGCUGCAGACCCGAGUGGUUGAAUCUGUGCUUGCUGGAGCCUUGGUGCCCCAUUAGCCUGCUGUUCCAUUUACUCCAGCUCAUGGCCAGGGAAUCGGCCUGCAGGGGGACAAGACUGUUUCUCUCUCUCUCUCUCUCUCUCUCUCUCUCUCUCUCUCUCUCUCGUUCCCAGUGUCAUCAAUGAUCAUGGAAUAUGAUUAAUUCCUCCCUUCCCAUUGGGAAAACAGAGCAAUACAGUUCACAUGGGUCACUGUACUUAAGUACCUAAACUUGGCUGAACACAACUCAACGGUCUACCCAAAUACUGUUUUUCCUUUCUGUAACAUGGCAAAAACUAUGUAAAGGAAGCACAUGUAUCUUUCAGGUCUUUCAUAUAGGCAGCAGAAAAGGCCAAUGAAGCAAUUUCCCUAAAGUUUCUUCUAAAACCGGCGCCCCCAGAUCCCUAGGGGGCUGUGCUUUUAAAUAACCUUGAAUGUGGUACAUGCCCAUGCUAUACUUUGUCUGUUAGGGCUUUAAAUACUGGUGGCAGGUCAGACAAAGGGGUUUGACUGGGAUAUCAGCUCAGGGGGCCUCAACAACAGUGACUAGUGCUGGACUGGGAAUGGAAUUCCCCAGAGCCCACCUGGACACAGCAGGCCCCUCAGCUCAGGUCUCCACUGCUCAGGGGGGGAAGCCUGAGAGCAGCUGAGCCCCAGACCCCAGGCCUCCUGCGGCGCUGAGUCAGGGGAGAGGAGGCCCCAGGCCCCUGCUUCGGGUCGCCAUGGCAACGAGGCCUGGAAUGCCACAGAGGUAGCCCUCCUCCUCGGCACAUCUGGACUCCCAGUUCUGCUGCUUCAAGUCAAUGUCCACAGCAAGGGAGGAACCCGGAGGAAAUAUCCACUCCCUUCUUCACCAUUGCCUUCCCCCCUGAGAAACAAGGAAAACAAUUUAAAAAAAUUAAAAAUAAAAGGAAAAAAAAGGAAAAGAAAAAACUGCAUGUUUGAAAGAAACUACAGGCAGUUUUGGGUGCAAUUUGAGAGCAACUAUUUUGGGUUCUGGUUUUCUCUUCAGAGAUUUGUUCGCCUCUUGUAAAUCGUUGGCUGCUUUGACGUUGAACUUGAUGACAUUUCAUGUUUUCGUUGUGCUGCUUUUACAUCAAUUUUGAUUUUUUUGUUUCUUUAUAAUUUUAUUAUUAUUUUAAAGAAGAUGUCCCCCUUGUCCCCCUCCCUCCCCUGCUGUCCUCAACCAAAGGACUGUUUUCCUACUAAGUUUUCUCAGUCAUAAGGGCAAGUGUUUCCUUCCAGGUGUGUCCCGAGUUUAGUAGGGCUAUCAUACCACUGGGUAGGGGGGGUCUGGGUCCUUUGGGGGAAGAGGUGGUGGGAGGCGUGGGAAAGCCACUCAGAGGUCAGAUAACUGGGGAGGGGAGAUGGCGUUGGAGACCAUGCUUAAGAUGCCAGUGGCUCGACCUGUGGUUGAUUUAAGUCAUAAUUUUGAACAGCUAGUGAGAGAACAGAAAAUCGCUGGGCCAAGUCACACCUGUACUUUUUUUUCCCCCCUCCUCUGUCUCCAACCUCU
This is a messenger RNA of Marmota monax (woodchuck), 10785 nucleotides long. RefSeq names its product BCL11 transcription factor A (gene Bcl11a). Gene Ontology annotation, cellular component: nucleus. The transcript is spliced from 4 exons. Gene Ontology annotation, biological process: regulation of transcription by RNA polymerase II; negative regulation of dendrite development. The coding region runs from base 487 to 2994 and encodes 835 amino acids. NCBI's taxonomy places the organism in Eukaryota, Metazoa, Chordata, Mammalia, Rodentia, Sciuridae. The record is from RefSeq and is a predicted model, not a curated record. Gene Ontology annotation, molecular function: DNA-binding transcription factor activity; RNA polymerase II cis-regulatory region sequence-specific DNA binding.